AUGAGAGACGCUCAGCUCUCUGGAGGACGCUCCAAUCUAGAAUUGCUCCGUAGUAUGGAGUUGGCAGCAUCAACUGAAUCUUCCUUUGCUGACUGUUCUACGGGUUUUAGGGUUGGCACUUCUGGUGCUAGAUCUUCCGGGACAGGGACAGGAAAGAAGAAGAAGUAUCGCAGACGACCCCAAUCAGUUACUAGGAAGUCGCAGAAAGGGGACGGUACUAACAAUCUCAAUGAUACAGAGCAACAACAGAGCUCUGGCCAGCAGGAGUCUAGUCACAGUAAAAAGAAGGCAGAAGAAGUUGGAGAGGUCUCAGCCAAGUGUAUUAAGAGAGACCAAACAAGAGUGGAUCCAAUUGAUCUGCCGAAGAUCAAAUAG
Molecule: messenger RNA, 375 nt
Organism: Microthlaspi erraticum
Lineage: Eukaryota; Viridiplantae; Streptophyta; Magnoliopsida; Brassicales; Brassicaceae
Source: the annotation of a GenBank genome assembly